CUCUCUCUCUCUCUCUCUCUUGAGUUCAACUCCCCGCUGCAUACUAAAACACACACACACACACACACACACACACGUACAAUUGACUGACAACACACGUCUAAGUCACACAGACCUUCAGCUUAUGUGGAAAUACGGAACAUGUUCAAGGCCGAUGUGAUCUAUACUGAAGAAAAAGUAUAUCCAAACACAGGUUCACAUUCUCCACCCAGGAAACACAGCUGACUGGAAAAUAAGAAACGUCAAGCAUGUGCCUGAACAGUCCUGAAAAGAAGAAGUAGCAGGAGUUUCAAAUGGAGUUUUUACGUCAGUACUUCUGGACAGUAUUACUUCUGGCCAUCAUUCUGUUUUCUCUGGUGAUAAUAAUCAUUUUCGUAUUCAUCAAUGUUUGCAUCAGUAAUAGAGCUGCUUGGUACAGUACACAAGCAAGACCAAAUCAUUACCAAGACACACAUAUUAAAAACCUGAACAACCAAGUUCAUCACAAAGACCUUGAGAAUGAGAAACCACCCUUACCUUCCAGGGACCAGUUCAAAACCAUGCAUUCUGUAGAUCAGAGUAAUGAGGAUUUGGAGCCCGCGUCAGACUAUGAGGAGAUUGAGGAUGUGUCAAAUCCUCCUGCGCCCCAACAACCCACCUUCACUCCACAGUACACCGCCGUCGAGACUAAAAGUCAAGACCAAGACACUGUCUCUGAGGAUUAUGAUGAUGCUGUAAUCCCUGCUAACGAGGACAGUGAGGAUUAUGAUGAUAUCAUAGUUUGAAAGACAGGAAAACAAUUACUUUCCCUUCAACUGGACACAUGAGCGGAUCCAGAAAUCAACUAUAUGUUUCCUACAAACUACUGUUGUACAUUAUUUGAGCAAAAACAAGUUCUAAAAGCAUGUAAACUAAUACAAGUUUGUUUACUUUUAUAUAAACCAAUCUUUCACUUCCCACUGUUAGAAAUGCAAUAAAUCUUCCAAAAAUAUCA
Cyprinus carpio (common carp) is the source of this 973-nucleotide messenger RNA. Its product is annotated as SLP adapter and CSK-interacting membrane protein-like. Gene Ontology annotation, cellular component: immunological synapse; membrane; tetraspanin-enriched microdomain. Bases 294 to 764 code for a protein of 156 amino acids. Lineage: Eukaryota; Metazoa; Chordata; Actinopteri; Cypriniformes; Cyprinidae. The transcript has 7 exons. The record is from RefSeq and is a predicted model, not a curated record.